AACACAGACAAAAGUUCAGAGUUGACAUCCUCUAUAAGUUGUUAUUCUAUCAUUUUCCUGGUCUGGUCCAGAUCACACUGGUCUGAAUGUGGAAACUGAACUAAAAUGAUUAUUAACAUUUUAGUGUAAUUUUUGCAUUUCACACAUUCAUCCACAGGGCCGGACUGGACCUUUUGGUGGGCCGGAUUUGGCCCCUGGGCCACAUGUUUGACACUACAUGUUAAAAAAAAAAAAAAGAUUUUAAUCAAUCAAAAAAGUUGCACUUAUUUAUCUCAAGAAAUGUCCUGUUAUUCAUUGUUUUUAAGGAUAAUCUAUAAAAUAUAAUCAUUUUCAUCAUGUAAUGUUCCUUUUUUCACUCUAAAACACAGAAAAGUUUAGAGUGGACAUCCUUUAUAAGUUGUUCUUCUAUUAUUUUCCUGGUGUGGUCCAGAUCACACUGGUCUGAAUGUGGCCCCUGAACCCUAAUGAGUCCUCCAGUCCUGGUCUAAUCCAAGUCCAGCUGCAGAUAAACCCGGUCCAAACCUCCUCCUCCUCCACUCACCUCGGUCCGUGUCAUUGUUGCUGAGUCCGCCCGCAGUCGCUCCGCCCCUCCAUGUGUCGGAGCCCGAGUCCUCCGGGAUAAGGGCUCCUCGUCCGCCGCCUCCCGCCCGAUCAGCCGGACUCUUCCCUGGGAGACGGACGCAGAGACGCAGCCGGAGGGAGGGAGGGGGAAGCAGGCAGAGUAGCAGCCGGGACGUCCGCAGCCAAAGCCGGGGUCGCACCAUGUCCCUGAGCCCGAAGCAGCAGCAUCCGCAUCCGCAGCAUCCGCACCACUCCACCCCCUUCUCAGUCACGGACAUCCUCAGCCCCAUGGAGGACACCUACCGCCGGUUCGGAGCCAUGGACGGGAGCCUGGGGGGCCCUCUGGGCGCAUACCGGCAGCCCCAGGUCCCCCAGGCCGGGGUGCAGCCCCAGCAGGAGCCGCCUCACCUGCACCACCACCACCACCACCACCACCACCUGACCCCCUCCUCCUCCUCCUCCUCAUCUUCAUCCUCCUCCUCCUCCUCCACCACCUCGGCGGCGGCCCUGGGCCCCGGGAACCCCUACCACCACCACCAUCACCACCACCACCUGCCCCACGCCGUGCCGCAGUUCUCCGGGGCCGUGGGCGGGUUCUGCAACGGAGGCAUCGGGAACGUGGGCGAGCUGCCGUCCUACCAGGAGACGGUGAGGAGCGGCGGAGCGGCGGCCUGGUACAGCAGCCCGGAGCCCCGGUACCCGAGCAUCUCCAGGUUCAUGGGCCCCUCCGCCGGGAUGAACAUGUCCGGGAUGGUGGGCAGCCUCACCGGGAUGGACUCCGCCGCCAAGUCCAUGGUGACGCUCCACGCGCCGCGGAGGAAGCGGAGGGUUCUAUUUUCUCAGGCGCAGGUGUAUGAGCUGGAGCGGCGGUUCAAGCAGCAGAAGUACCUGUCCGCACCGGAGCGCGAGCACCUGGCCGGCCUCAUCCACCUCACCCCGAACCAGGUCAAGAUCUGGUUCCAGAACCACCGCUACAAGCUGAAGCGCCAGGCCAAGGACAAGGCCACGCAGCAGCUGCAGGACGGAACCGGCGGAGGAGGGGGCGGCGGCGGCGGACUGUGCACCCGCCGCUCCUCGUCCGCGUCCCCGGUGCUCUCCAAGAACGGAAAGACCACCGGCGGCUCCAACCAGAGCGGGACGCGGCAGCAGAGCGGCCCCGCGGAGCCGCUCGGGGCCUCCGGGCAGCAGCAGCAGGUGAACCAGCUGUCAUCCACGGAGGAGCUGGACGAGCUGAGCCCCAGUCCGCCCAUGGAGCUCCACGGCCAGAUCAACAUGACGCAGACGGACGCGGCGCUCAUCGAGUACACCAACAGCAUGAUCGGCUCCAAUUUACUGUACGGGAGGACUUGGUAGAGACACCGGGAGGAGGGACAGGCGGGAUCCGGCCCGCGGGGUGCCUCUGCCGGCUUGGAUUUGCUCUGAGAACCCGCUGGAAAAUAAAGAGCGCGUUGGUUUCCGUGCGUAAAGUUGUGGUUGUUUUACGCACAGCGGGACCGGAGACACGGACCUGGACUGGAUCUGAGCCUCGAACUGGACUCACUGUUAAUAAUAAUAAAAAAUAAUAAUAAUGUAUUUUCUCCCAUCAGAUCGACAUAUUUCUUAAUCUUUUUUUGUAAAUGAUCGCUGCUCUGCUCACAUUAAAGACACCACAGGCUGAUUUUAGGAGCUGAAAAGUGGAGCCGUUUGGAGAAAAAAAGAAAGAAAAGGAAGGAAAAGACGCUUUUCAGUCGGAAUGAACUGAGACAUUAUUUCAUUUGCAGGUUUAAACGGCGAAGUAAGACAUUAAACUGAGAGUAAAGCUACAGAUGGUUUCAUUUGUUUUCCAUUAUUAAUAAAUGAUCGAUUCAUUUCGACGCCAAUUUUUAUUUCCCCAAAACAAACAUUUUUUUAAAAAUAGAUUUUAGAUUCUUUGUGUUAAACUGGAAACUUUGAAUCAAACCAACACGAAUCGCAAAAAAAUUACAUUCAACAUCAUUUUUUUUUCUUUUCGUUUGUUGAUAAAAAAUUACUUUCUUUCAGACAAAUCAGAUCCAAAUUUCACAGCUACUAUUUUAUUUUAUUUUUUUCUUAAACACUUGGAACACUUUGGAGACUUCUCUCAAAAAUUAAACAAAGCGACUCACUUGGAGUUUUACAUUUUAAAAACCACAGAUUACUUUAUCUUUGUUGUUGUGUACAAUACAAAGGGAAAAAAACAUUGUACAAGACGAUAAAAAGAAAACAAAAAACCCCAAAACAAAACAAAAACAGCUGGUCUCUCU
Messenger RNA from Sphaeramia orbicularis (orbiculate cardinalfish), 2822 nucleotides. It is a transcript of the gene nkx2.4b, whose product is annotated as NK2 homeobox 4b. The transcript has 2 exons. Gene Ontology annotation, molecular function: DNA-binding transcription factor activity, RNA polymerase II-specific; RNA polymerase II cis-regulatory region sequence-specific DNA binding. Bases 763 to 1914 code for a protein of 383 amino acids. Gene Ontology annotation, cellular component: nucleus. The record is from RefSeq and is a predicted model, not a curated record. NCBI's taxonomy places the organism in Eukaryota, Metazoa, Chordata, Actinopteri, Kurtiformes, Apogonidae. Gene Ontology annotation, biological process: regulation of transcription by RNA polymerase II; cell differentiation.